This is a messenger RNA of Aricia agestis (brown argus), 1221 nucleotides long. Its product is annotated as leukocyte receptor cluster member 1 homolog. The transcript has 2 exons. The record is from RefSeq and is a predicted model, not a curated record. Bases 12 to 875 code for a protein of 287 amino acids. NCBI's taxonomy places the organism in Eukaryota, Metazoa, Arthropoda, Insecta, Lepidoptera, Lycaenidae.
CUUUAAUAAAAAUGAAUAUUCUUCCAAAAAAACGUUGGCAUGUAAGAACUAAAGAAAAUAUAGCUAGAGUUAGAAGAGAUGAAGCUGAAGCUGCAGAAAAAGAACGUCAGGAAUUACUAAGAAUUGAAGCUGCCAAUAGGGAAGCUCGGCUUAAUGUAUUAAAACAAAAAAGAAAAAAAGAAUUGGCUGAAAAGGAUGUGCACGUACCUGACAAAAAUGAUACACCCAUUGAACAUAUUAAUCUAUUUUCUGAUUUGGAACAUGCGGUUAAAACGACAAACAAAGAUCACGAUAGUGAAAUAAAAGAAAAGAAAGAAGAUUAUGAGAAAAAGAUUGGAUAUUUGACAUAUUUAGGUCAAGAUACAAAUGAAGCAUUGGGAAAGAAAAAUUGGUAUGAACUACCUCCUGAAACAUCAAGAUUUUGUCGCCCUGAUACAGUAAAAGAUACGUAUGAUAAACUUGUUCUCAAAGAUGAGGAGGGCAAGCCAAAAAAAGUCAAGUUGGAUGAGAAAGAUGGAGAAAUUGGCUGGAGGUCAAAACAAAGGCUCGACCCUAUUCACAUGUUUAAAAAGAAAGAUGGCUGUAGUUCUAAAUCACUGAAAGACAAAUCUAAACAUCAUAUCACAAAAGAAAAACUUUUAGAAAAAGGAAAUUUUAAAAGUCACAAACAUACCAAUAAUAAUGCAAUAAGUAAAUUAGAGAAACUAAGAGAAGCGCGUCUAAAGAGAGAAAUGGAAGAAAAAUAUAGAACAGAAAUGUUUCUUAAGAAUUUAGGUGGUGGAGAUGCAAAUAAAGAAAAGGAGAAACCUAAACAAUUAGUACCAAAAUAUAACUCACAGUUCAACCCAGAAUUUGCAAGACAAAACUUUAGAUAAAUGAUGAUGGGCAAAAAUGUAUGGGUUCUGGUAUAGGGCUCAACAAGAAUUGUUUAUUUUUUGGCAGGUAUACCCACAAAUUAUAAUUUAUCGCUGUUUCGUCUGUUUCCAAUUGUUUUUCUUUUAGUAGAGACAGCGAAUGUAAACGGAUUAAUAGUUCGUUUCAAGUAUUUAGAAGUGAUUAUGUGUACAAACAGAAAUGGAAGCUAAGUGACUUAUUUUUAUCAGGUGUUGUAAACCUUUGGCUAUUUUGAUUAAUUUAUUUUCAUUUUAUUGUAGAACGGGAUAUUACAUGCGAGUCAUGUAUAAGGCCAAAAAAUAUAUCUACUUUUUAUAGCAUUUUAUA